AUGCGGUUCCUGGCGAAGGCUGCGCAAGGGUAUGCCACGGUGCUCGUUACGACGGAACCCAUGACCGGCAUCCCCAUUAGCACCGCCUUGGACUGCCGACUCCCGUUUGAUGAGUGGUAUGACGCUGUGCUCAGACGGGUCGGAUCUUCGCAGCACUUGACCGGCGGCAACCCUAUGCUGGCGCAGGAAGCGGGUGGAGUUGCAAACAACGAGCGGCUCGUCUAUGGGACCAUCAACGUGAGGGUGGUUGAUGGCAGUGUUUUUCCCUACCAGCCUAGCGCUCGCCCCAUGGGCCUUGCCUAG
Messenger RNA from Neoarthrinium moseri, 303 nucleotides. RefSeq lists its product as uncharacterized. The transcript has a single exon. Bases 1 to 303 code for a protein of 100 amino acids. Lineage: Eukaryota; Fungi; Ascomycota; Sordariomycetes; Amphisphaeriales; Apiosporaceae. The record is from RefSeq and is a predicted model, not a curated record. Gene Ontology annotation, molecular function: oxidoreductase activity, acting on CH-OH group of donors.